AUGAAAAAUCAAGUAGAAAAGGAAGCAGUUAAAAAUUACCCUCCGCCAACAAUUGUCAAUGCAAUUAAAGAGUAUGCUGCUGAGGAGUUUGAUCUUGAAGAUAGUAUAAGGGAAUUUAUAAAGUUAGAUGUUGAAGAAUUCAUUACUUUUUUAAAAAAUAAAGGGUAUCAAGUGGAACAUUAUGAAGUUUUUCAUCAGUCAACUUAUGAAGCUUGUCAUAAAGUAAUCGACCUUGAUAUGAAAAAACGAUCAGAUGCAGAAUAUGCGGCAUUUGAAUUUUGUACUAAACAAAUCUCUGUUAGUGGUAUUGAUGAUGAAAUCCUUACUCAA
Messenger RNA from Cetraspora pellucida, 330 nucleotides. NCBI's taxonomy places the organism in Eukaryota, Fungi, Glomeromycota, Glomeromycetes, Diversisporales, Gigasporaceae. The record is from the annotation of a GenBank genome assembly.